AUGUUGCGCAUCGCAGCGCUGGCAGGCGAGGCCGCCCAAGGCCUGACCUUGUGGUGGCAGCAUCCAGGACAACUCUCGUUCAACGCCGACGGCCAGUGGGGAAUUUUUGGUCACGAGUUUGGCGGAGUCAAGUCGAACUUUAUCUACAAGCACACGUGCGAUCACGCGCGCCGCCAGCCUGUCCGCACGGUUUGCGAGCUAGGGUUUAUGGCCGGUCAGUCGGCGACUAUGUUCCUCGAGGCCCUGCCGGAGGCGAGGGUGGUCUCGUUCGACCUCGGCGAUUGCGAGUGGACAAGGCCACAGGGCGACCUGCUACGAGCUGCGUACGGUCCUCGCUUUGAGCUGGUACUAGGGCUAUCCAAUUUCACUGCGCCGCGAUUUGCGGCGGAGCAUCCCGACCUUCGAUGCGACGUGCUUUUUGUGGACGGCGCAAAAUUCACCGAGUCGCGCUGGAGCGACCUUCUCAACUUUCGUCGCCUCACACAGCCAGGCGCCGCCUUGUUCUACGAUGAGGCCACCUCCUACGAGUGUGUAAAGGGCACUGUGCCGGAGGACGACCCAGCGUGCGUGGGCAUGGAGGGCGCAUCGCGCGCCUACAACCGUGCCGCCCGGCGCGGCCUCGUGCGGCCAACGGAGUGCGAGUGGGCGCCGCUGCGGCCGCGCGAUGGCAGCUGCAUCGCGCACUUCUUGUAG
Messenger RNA from Emiliania huxleyi CCMP1516, 693 nucleotides. RefSeq lists its product as hypothetical. The transcript is spliced from 2 exons. Bases 1 to 693 code for a protein of 230 amino acids. The record is from RefSeq and is a predicted model, not a curated record. Lineage: Eukaryota; Haptophyta; Isochrysidales; Noelaerhabdaceae.